Phytophthora infestans T30-4 is the source of this 339-nucleotide messenger RNA. RefSeq lists its product as uncharacterized. The record is from RefSeq and is a predicted model, not a curated record. Bases 1 to 339 code for a protein of 112 amino acids. Lineage: Eukaryota; Oomycota; Peronosporomycetes; Peronosporales; Peronosporaceae. The transcript has a single exon.
AUGACGACGGCCAAGGAAGCCGAGCAUAGUACGGGUGAAAGUGAAAAAUAUCAACGGAAUACCGAUACUGCAGAUGCAGAUACCGGCAAACCUGAAGAAAACGAAGUCGACGCAAUGAAUCCGCAGCACGGCGUUAAAGCCACCGAUGCCUCUCAAAUUACCGUUAAGGAGGCGGAAUCUGCGCGCAGCAAUUGGCUGGAGCUCCGCGCUCGAGUUGAGAGCGUUGACCCUCGGGUGUUCUCCUAUGAGAAGGACCCGAAAUAUCUGCAGCAGUGCGAGGAAGCCAAGCAGCGUCGCGCGUUGGCAGUGGCGACAUCCGUCAGUCCAGGCUGGCACUGA